Molecule: messenger RNA, 6396 nt
Organism: Leguminivora glycinivorella
Lineage: Eukaryota; Metazoa; Arthropoda; Insecta; Lepidoptera; Tortricidae
Gene: ERR
Product: steroid hormone receptor ERR1-like
Exons: 10
Coding region: 399-1676 (425 amino acids)
Biological process (GO): regulation of DNA-templated transcription
Molecular function (GO): zinc ion binding; sequence-specific DNA binding; DNA-binding transcription factor activity
Source: RefSeq, a predicted model, not a curated record
AAAUAACAGUUUUCUAACCCUAAUUUUGCGAAUUUUCCAAAUAUUUUCCUUGUGAAUCAUAGAAAUUAGACUUCACGGUACUUAAAUACUGUGUUUAAGGACGACAAACAAUUGUGUUGAAUGAAACUUGAAUUUUGUGCGUCUUAAAGGGUGUGAUUGAUCUCUAGAAGCCUGACAGUUAACAAUUUUCUUAAUUUCUAGAAAAAAGUGGUUUUAUUUUUGCGAACUAUAAUUUGAAGAUUAUUUUGUUGAUUCCAGUCCAUAAUAAAAGUAUCCAUUUGCUGAAUUUGCAAGUGAAUCACCUGACAUGAGUGAGAGCCUCUGCGGGAUGAUGCAGUCUUCAUCAGAGAUAUGUGGCGGCCAGCCACAUUCACACUCCCCAUAGAGCUCAGGUGUCGAUGAUGUCGGCCGUCAGCGGCACGGGAGACCAGCUGCUCCGCCGCGUCAAGCAAGAAGCCGAGCCCCCACCACAGUACUCCCCCACGGAACAACUCGCCCUGGCCUCCCCGCCGCUUCCGAGGCCUAUGCUCAUGCCGCAAGAGAUGGAACUGGAGCCCAAAGAAGAGGUGAAGUACUGCGUGUCUCCCGGCGAGGGUAUCGUCGGCAACACCAGCCCCGAGCAGCAGCACUGCUCUUCCACCACCGCGGCUGCCCCGAGCACUAGGGAUGAUGAUGCACCCAGGAGGCUGUGUCUCGUCUGUGGAGACGUGGCGUCUGGGUUCCACUACGGAGUGGCUAGCUGUGAGGCUUGCAAGGCGUUCUUCAAGAGGACUAUUCAGGGCAACAUAGAAUACACCUGCCCCGCCUCGAACGAGUGCGAGAUCAACAAGCGCCGGCGCAAGGCGUGCCAGGCGUGCCGCUUCCGCAAGUGCCUGCGCACCGGCAUGCUGCGCGAGGGCGUGCGCCUGGACCGCGUGCGCGGCGGCCGCCAGAAGUACCGCCGGGCGCCCGACCCGCCGCCGCAGGCGAGGCCGCACCUUGACGACAUCAAGAUCCUGGAAGUCCUCUCCUCGUACGAGCCCGAGCCGUUCACCUGCGGCGCCCCGCCGGCCGGGGUCACUGAACCCUCGGCCCGCACGCUCGCCCUACUCGCCGACCUGUAUGACAGAGAGCUGGUGGGCGUCAUCAGCUGGGCGAAGCAGAUUCCCGGCUUCACUGACCUGCAGCUUAAUGACCAGAUGCGUCUCCUCCAAAGCACAUGGGCCGAGAUGCUCUCACUAAUGCUCGCCUACCGAUCACAGUCAACAGGCGGCGGUACGCUGCGCCUGCGCUUCGCUACAGACUUGCAGUUAGACGAGCAACAGGCGAGGGAUAUCGGGGCUGGAGAACUGUUCGCACAGGUGGCGGGCGUGGUCCGGCGACUCGAACGCGCAGCGGCGCUCCGCGAGGAAUGUUGGCUGCUAAAAGCCCUCGUGCUAGCUAACAGUGAAGCUCGCAUUGAGGAACACGCUGCUUUACGUCGCUUCAGAGACGCUAUACUAGCUGCGCUGAAUGACGCCGUGUCUGCGCUUAGGCCAUAUAACGCCGGCGCGGCGCUGCAACAACUGCUACUGGUACUGCCUGCUCUGCGGCAUGCCGAUGUGGCCGUGCGUCGCUUCUGGGCGCAGGUGUACCGCGACCGACGGGCUCCAAUGAACAAGCUUUUCGUUGAAAUGCUAGAGGCAUGUCUCCGGUAAGCCCCAGGUCUAAACACCUGGAAACUAACUGCGGUGUACCCAGACUUCUGGACUGGAUGGUGUACCAGAUGUAAUCUGGAAGGAAUUGACAGUGAUGGAACUGAAUCCAGGUUUAACCUGGAAGACCUGGACGGUUGAAAACUAAAAAAUUUGCUGCAUGAUGAAGAUUUGUUAUAAGAACUAUUGUUAUUUAUGAAGAAAAGUGAUUUGAAAGACUACAGGUUUAACCUGGAAGUUAGCAAUAAUGGGCGGUGCCAUAUGAUAUAAGAAAAAGGUUAUUGAUAAGCAAUAAAGAAGAAAAAGAUCUGCAGUUUCCAGAUAUUUGUGAAAAGUGGAAAGAACUUAUGCACCGUAAUGUCGGAUAACAGUGACAGUAAAUACCUGGUACUAGGUAGUGAGUAAAUACUAGUGACUAGAGACUAGUGAUUAAAUACUAGUGACGGUUGGAGUGACCUCAAGUUAUUGUUUAAGUGUUUGGCGCGGGGUACGGAUUUCGUUUGGAAUUACAUAUCAUUCUGUCGUAGCAUUUAAUGUUCAGUCAUUUGUGGUUUUAGGUUGUUCUGACUGUUGGGUAAUUUUAUUGAAAACAUUUUAUUAAGACCAAAUUAUUACUAAAGGAACUAUUUCAGAUGUCAGUGACAUAUUAAAUAUAAUACAGGGUGGCUCAAAAUACGUUGUUAUCUGAGUGUAUUUCUAUGUAAAGCGGAAUUUAAAAUAUAUUUUUCAGUUAUCUUAUUGUAUCUAAUUUUAAUUUUAUGAUGAUAAUUUCUGAAAAGAUGUGUUAUAAUUACAAAAAUAGACUUGUCAACGUAUUUGAAGUCUACCGUAUAGUUUAAAAUAAUUACGAUAGAUAUCGCCAGACUCUAUGGCGUGGCGUAACAAAUAAUGUUCUUUGUGUACUGUCAUUUUUUUUUUUUUUUCAAUAUUUCAACAGUCAGAAUUUUAAUAGUAUGUAAAUAUAAUUUAACGAUUUGACAGACUGCAAGUCUGGUGUGAUGGCUGUGAGAUGGCAACCUUGGGAGUGUAUCUGUAAUAUCUGUCAAACUGUCAAUUGUUUCAACUGUCCCCGCGCCGCGAUGUACAAACGGACGUUCUAGUACAAAACUUGUUACUAUUUUUGUAUAUUAAAUAUAUAUAUUAGCUUUACGGUAAGGAGCGAGAAUGGUUGAGUACUUUAAUACAGGGUGGUGAGUUAUACAUAGAGAUGGCCAUAUUUGAAGUUAGAUUUGGUAAAAUUUAUUGGUUAGUAUAGUGGGUGUGAGACACCCUAUGUAUAUCGGCUGUAGCGUGGUCGCGUUUUUAUCGCCUAUCUUUCUUUCGUUACUUUAACACGUAUACAGGUUGAAAUAAAAGGACCAGCCAAACUUUUCAUAGUGACUUUUGAGGCCAUAAUGAUUAUUCACAGGUAUACUGUGACCGAUGGGCUCCAAUGAACAAGUUCUUGUUGAAAUGCUAGAGGCAUGUCUCCGGUAAGCCCCAGGUCUUAACACCUGGAAGCUAACUACGGUGUACUCACACUUCUGGACUGAGGACAGUGUGCCAGAUGUCAGCUUUUAUUAUGGAACCGAUACCGAAAUCGCUGUUCCAUACAUUCUGACUGGCGUGAUGCCGCUCAUCUCUAGGAAAAAGCCAAGUUUUUAUUUUUAUUUCACCCUGUAUAAUACUAGUUUGAACGUGACAGUAUGGUGACAGGCGAGAAAGACACGACUAGCUGAGCUCUACUGGAUUGACUAUGAAGCAGUAUUUCGAGUUUGUCAAAUUUGUCCAAUUGUUUUUUUGUCAUGUCACUGGGACUUUGACAGUUGAGUUUUUCAAACGAAAAAUAAAAUAAGUACAAAAAAAAUCUUUUUUGCAUUGUUUCAAAAUAAAUUGGUUAAAAUAGUAAUUGUAAAGUAAAUACAUAUAUUAUUAAUAUAAUAACUAUUAAUCAAUCACGAUCAUUUACAAUUUGAAAAAAAUUAACUGUCAAUAGUAUACAUGGUGUAACCUGUUGACUGCGUUAGUUUCAAUUAUUAUUGACAUAUGACACGUGUACAAAAUUCUCUAGAAACUUCAUUGGAUAGUUCCCGUAAGUCGUAUUCGGCAUUUAUGGUUGUUCCUUGUUUGUAUUUGCCGUUAUUUGCUUGUAUUGAAUACGUCUUUGUACAAAUCGUUGAAUGAGAUUGUAUUAAAUACUGUUAAGAUGUAGUGUAUUGGGUUACGUUUGAGUGGUCGAUACUUGAGUGUAAUAUUGAUAAGUGAACUUACACCCUGUAUAUUUUGUUGUUAAAGUUAGAUGCAAAUUACAAUUUUAAAAAAGUAUUGUGUCAUUCAAAUGAAACCCGAUUAAGUAUAAACUUACACUUUAAUUAUGGAAUUGUCAAAGUCAAAAGCUAAUAUUAUAAUGUUCGACCAUUUCAUGACAUGUACAGUCAAGUGCAAAAAUAUGUAUCGAAAAAAUCGUCUCAUAAAUAUGGUUCUACGCUCUUAUUACACCGGACUAAGAUGCUAUGGGACAUAUUUUUGAGUAAGAUGUGUACACCCAUAUUUUUACACUUGACUGUACCAAAAUUAUGAAUUAAAGUUGUGUUCAGAAUAACGUAACAUUAACAGACAUGGCAUUUGUGUAAAAAAAGAUUCUUUUAAGUAUAACUUUUACACCAUAACAUAGUUUGAGAAAACACAACACUGAAUGUCAGUUUUUCUGCGUAAUUGUGAUUAUAACUUUAGUUUUGGCAAUGACUACGUUUUUUUAUGUACCUACACGAUGUAUGUUUUGUUGUCUAAAAAUUCUAAAUAUCAAAACGCCUGGUUGUGUCGUCAAAUUCUGUUGUACAUUUAUAAAAUACAAAACGAUACAAAUCUGAAAUACUGUUGAAAACAUAUUUUAUAAAAUUUGUAACCCAAUAUAUAUUUUUAUCAAAUACAAUCUUUUAAAAAGAUAUAACAAUAACAAAUGUAUGCACAAUAAAUAUAUUAAUAUAUGAUCAGUAUUCAUAGACGCCGUAUCACUGGCAAUACUAUAUAUUUAUGUACAUAUAGAAACUUAUAUGGAUGUUGGUUAAUGCAGUAGUUUAAAUAUUAAAUACCUCGUAAACUGUUACCAACAUACAAAUAUUACAUUAAUUAUAUCGAGUUUAAAACCACAUUAUUUCAUGGUUGGUAUUAUAAAAAAAUCUUCAUAAUUCUAAUCUUCAAUUUUUAUUUAAAACUAUUAUAAAGUGACGACGCUUAACAUCAAGAAUUUCGUACAUUGACACGUCAUUUCCUAUCUCUUUCGCACGCACGUGUUUAUAUUGCUAUCUCACCGAUCAAUGUUACUGUGUGUAGGGCAGUUAGUACGUAUAAGCGUGAGAUAGAGAUCGGGAAAGGUCAAUGUACGAUAUUAUUCCUUCUUACCGUCCUAACUUUACCUGCCAUGUUUUAAGAUACAGUCAAUGUCAAAUACUCGGGCGUAUGAAUAAAACUACAUAAUUAUAUGACUUUGCCCUCGUAGAUAUUUCAAGACUGUACAGUCAAAGUACCUAUAGAAUAUGUGGACAAAAUGCCAAAAAUAUGUAUCUACACCCUUAACGUAUAAGCAAUAAAGUCGUGUAUACAUAUUUUAGCCACUUUGUCCGCAUCUAUAUUUAAUAUCUUGACUGUACAUAUGCCCUAUUCCAGUGAAAUUACUUUGUCAUGUAUACAUGACUAAAAAAAUUUGCGAGUUGUCGUCUAAGUCAAAUCUUUCGACCGCCAGUCUGUCAAUUUGAAAUAGCUACUUUCUAGCUACAUUAAGUUCAAAUUUGUUGAAGGCGCUCGAAGGACCUUUUAAUUUUGUCACCUUGUCCAUCCUAUCUCUUACUCUAGGAGUUAGAAAGAGAGCGAUAUAGUUAUACUUAGAUAAGUUUUCGAAUGGUGUCCGCAUGUGAUAGUUGUACAAAAUAUGGAGAUGUGCCAGAUGUAGAUAUUAAGUCUUGAAUUUUCGUAUUUGAUCUCGUUUACACUUCCAAGAACUCAAAAACGUUGGCUAUUUGUAUGGCGGCUACGGGACAAGUUUUUUUUUUAGUCUAGACUGGACCAGUAGCCUAUUUCACAACUGACAAUUGUCGCCCGACAGUGACACUUCGCUGUUCAUUGCCUGUUCAGCAAGAAAAUAUUGAUUCUGAGUAACAAUUUUACUUAUUAACGCAGAAAUAGGCACAGAAUGAUCAGUGUCAAGUGUCAAUGUCACUGUGGUGAAAUGGGCCACUGGUCAAGUGCUACAGUUUGACUAAAAAGAGUACAUAGAAAUUAUAAAAAGUGGCAAAAUUGAAGUUUUCAAAUCAAUCAAUCUGAGAAAACGGGACGACACUACGAUAUUGCCAUUUUUUUAAUUUCUACCUUUUUAGUCUGACUGUAUUGUAUGCAUUGUUACUGCCAAGUAUGUGAAAAGUUAGCGUAGUCUGUUUAUAAGGAACCAUUAAUCAAUUGAACCAUCAGGCCGACCAUUUUUUUUCCAUUAACUGUUAAAGGGUUUACAUUUUUUUGCCUACUUUGUAUGAAAAUGUGAUCUGUUAUGGAUGUAUGGCUAACAUAUAAUAAUAAUUAUUUUUAUUUAUGGAAGUGUUAAUUUCAGAUCAAAUAUGACUAAUGUUUAUUAGAUGACUCCAACCAAUCCUGUGUCUUAUUAUGUAUUGAAUCAAUUCGUACCUUGUUUCUUUUACACUAUUAUUAUAAUGCCGGUUCCGGAAAUAUGUGAAUAAAUUAUAAAAAUUGUGAA